AGUGAGACAGGGUGCUAUUUUUGGUGUGGUUCCAGCUUCCGAUUAGUUACGAUCGGUAUGUAGUGCCGCGGUCAUGCUUUUGAUGCGUGCAUGCGUGACAUCGCAAAAGUGAGCAUGAGAUUGCGAUAGAGAAGCCGUCCAGCACGAGCGAAACCGGGAAGGCUACAUUUUCGAGCACCCGGUCGGACCGAUCCAUUACAUGUUCAAUGCUAAAACACAUACAUACCGGGCCCGUAACGACGGGCCAAAACCGUUCCAUACGGGGUACGGCCGGUGGUGGAGGCGGUCUCGGUCGACCCAUACCACCGCUGAACGUGUCGACCGUGUCGGCCAGCUCGGCUGCUACGGUCAACUCGACCAACACCGGACCAUCCGGUGCGGUCGGAACGAAGCACAUGAACGGAGGACCACCGGGACGGACACUGCUCUCAUCCUCCUUCAUCACUCCGUCCACGGGGAAUGGGACCGGCAACAACAAUACCAACAACAGCAACAACCUCCUACACAACGCGUCCGCACUCAGUGGGCUGUCGGUUGCGUUGGGCAACGGAGCGAUCGGUGGAGUUGGCGGAGGCGGCGGAGGAGGAGGUGGUGGGGGAGGCGGUGGAGGAGGAGCGAUGGGCCUGGCUGGAUUCAAUCACAACAACUCGACGACGAAUAACAACAUCCUCAGCAGCACGAUCAACAUGAACAAGGACCGGUUAGGAGCACGGGAAGCAUUGACCAGUCUCGGGCUGCUGUGCUUGGUGUCACUUCUGUUGGCUUUGCUUUCGUUGAUAUUUCUGCUCAAAAUAUCACCCGGUGGCCGUGAUCCACCGCCACCGACAAUCGGUCCUGCCGUCCUGGAGGAUUACGCUAUCGUGUACGAUGUGACGUUGGCCCUGUGCGCGUUGUCGCUCUCGCUGAACCUGUGCUGCCUGCUGGUGUGUGCCAUUCAGUUCCUGUUCGCCGUCAAGCUGGUCCGCGCACCUGCCACGACCGGAAGGGGGAACAAAUACUUACAAAAGUCCAGCGUCAGUCGCGUGUGUGCAGUUGGCGGGUUUUUUAUUUCGAUACCAAUAUUUUUGACCGGUAUCAUCCUGUACACAUUCACCCAGUUCCACUCGACACCGGCCAUCGUGACGAGCAUACUAAUCGGCGUUGGGAUCGUGUUUUGCGGUGGCGCUAUGGUGCAUAACGUGUUCGUCUGGCAGCGGGAAAAGACAAUCAGUGUCCGGCAGACACCGCUCAACCUAAACCUCACCCUUUCGCCACAGAUAAGCACGAUAUCGGCAACGGCUGCUGCGGCUCACCAGUACCAGAACGGACAUGCACCGGGCGCCCAUCAUCACAUCAGUCUGAACCACGUGUACAGCAACCACAACCACACGCCACUCACUCACAACUCGCAGGCGAGCCACACGACACCGAUUACACAGCUAACACCGGUAACGCCCUUGUCCGGGAACCAUUCGCACAUCAGCUUCAACCAUUCCUACGUUCCGCCACCGUACGCGGGUGUACGGGCCGCCACGGCUACACCGCCGACGCCGAAGGUCAUCGGUUCGUUGUUAAAUCGGGAUGCGUCUGGUUCGGUCAGUCCCGGCAUGCCUGGCAGUGGCGCGAACAAUAACAACAACCUAGACAUGAGCAAUGUUACGACUGCCAACUCGCCACACGAACUGUCGACGCUGGUCUGACCGUAGUGACCCACCGCAAUAAAACCGUUAAUAAACUGACGGUCGAUGUAUGGAGAUAACCACAUGAAACACUCGACGUAUCGGCGGUUUUUGCGAUACGUGUUUAGUUGAUUGUUUAUGAACCAUGGAAAGCGCUAUAAGGACGUUUCGAUGUUGGAUAUUUUUUUCAAAAAAAUAUC
This is a messenger RNA of Anopheles maculipalpis, 1858 nucleotides long. RefSeq lists its product as uncharacterized. The record is from RefSeq and is a predicted model, not a curated record. The coding region runs from base 207 to 1679 and encodes 490 amino acids. Lineage: Eukaryota; Metazoa; Arthropoda; Insecta; Diptera; Culicidae. The transcript is spliced from 4 exons.